GAAAUGAAAAGAUUUACUAACGAGAAAUCCCAAAUUUCUGAAACGUCAACUCUUUAUCAUAAAUCGAUAGUUUCUGCUAGUGAGGCUGUAAUUCCAUCUUCGUCAUUUGGAAAAGAAACAGAAUGUCAUCUCAAGAAAGCUAUUCUUGAUGCAAAAUAUAUGCAUGCCAGCUCAAGUUACCAAGCUACAAAGAUCGAAGUAGAUGAGAAAUUGAAGAAAAGGUCACGGGAAAUAUUUGAAAAGACAAGGCAUGAAAAAGAAAAAGAGGAAAGAGAAGAAAGCAAAAAAAGAGCAAACUUACAACGAUUAAUCAGAGAAAGAAAAGCUCAUUUAGCUGUAAUUGAAAAGGUUGAAGCGCAAGUUGUUCAUCCUAAUGAGUACUUUCAGUAUUUCUUGGAACUUGAAAAGCAAUGCGGGAAUAAGUCGUGCACAUAUGAUGAAAGAAAUGCCGAUUGGUACAUCACUUCUUCUUAUUAUUUGGGAAGUUAUUGAUCAAGAAGUUUGAUUAUUUUUAAAAAUAAGGAGAAAGAAAAAGAAGAAGAAAACUUAAAUUUAAAGAAGCUAGCUAAGAGAUCUAAUUAAACUUUGUUUGCAUGUAAUUAAAUAUUAGUACUUUUUUUAAUUUAUCGGAUGAUAGAUUGAAAUUAUUUGAAUAUAAUAACUUUAAAUUACUUCAAAGAAAGUUUUUAAUUCAUAAUAUUUAAAAAUGUUAUUGUAUGUUAUGUAGGAAUUAUUAAUUUUAUGGUAAAAUUUGACAAUAAUGAUACAAUUAAAAAAAUGUGACCAUGACUAUGUUGAUUGUGAAUUAAUAACUCUCAACUCAACUUUUUAUGACAGUUAAAAUUAUAACUACCAAAAUGUUAAAGCAAAUAA
Messenger RNA from Cannabis sativa, 873 nucleotides. RefSeq lists its product as uncharacterized. NCBI's taxonomy places the organism in Eukaryota, Viridiplantae, Streptophyta, Magnoliopsida, Rosales, Cannabaceae. The coding region runs from base 4 to 492 and encodes 162 amino acids. The transcript has 3 exons. The record is from RefSeq and is a predicted model, not a curated record.